AUGGCGCUGCCGGGCGUGGUCAGCAUGGCCCAGGCGCCAGACGGCAUGCUCUGGUGCCUGCCGCAGCUGGACUGCCUGCUCUCGCUGCAGGCCGCCAUGGGCUCUGCAGUGCGCGCCUUCCACCGCGCCCUGCUGGCUUCCUACGCGCGCGAGGGCGUCACGCUGGCCUCCCUCCCUCGCCACGACCCCUACCUCUGGCUGAACGUGGGGCACCACCUGAUGGGGGCUGGGUACGACGCCGAGCUGCGCGGCAUCCUGCUGGACCCCGCCUGGCUGGAGGGCAAGCUGGAGGCGGCGGGGCACACCGCACUGGUGGCCGACUUCCGGCGCUACCAGCAGGCCCAUGCCGACCCCGGGGUCAAGCUGGUGCUGGAGGCGCUGCAGAUGUCGCUGGGCCUGGUGCAAGCCCACCCCGAGGCCGCCGGCCUGCUGCGCUGCCAGCUGGCGGGGCGGCUGAUGGUGGCGGCGGGGCCGGGGGGCGUGCUGGAGGACUGGCGAGCGGCGCAGGAGGCAGCGUUGGCGCAGGUUCCCGCGAGUCCCGUGGAGGGCGGCGGCGUGCGCUGCCUGCGCACGCUGACCCCCUCCCUGGACCAGGCGGGGGGCCUGCAGCGACUGACGCUGCGGGGCCACACCAAGGCCGUGACGCAGCUCAAGCUCACCCCCACCCGCGACGACAUUGUGUCAGGUUCGGCAGACGGGCUGGUCCAUGUCUGGGACCAGGAGAUCGGGGACUGCGUGCUGAGCAUGCAGGGCCACAUCGGGCCCAUCACCUCCAUGUGCCUCUCCGCCGACGGCAGCCUGCUGGUUUCGGGGUCGGCUGACGGCACAGCCCGAGCCUACGAGAUGGAGCGCGGGCAGUGCCUCCGCGUCCUGGCAAUCGAGGCCGGCGCCCACAUCAAUGCGGUGGAGAUGGAUGUGAGCGGCAGGACGGUGUUCACCGCCGCCAGCGAUGGCUGUGUGUACGCCUGGGACCUGUCGGCCGCCGCCGUCGUGCGCACCUACCGCGCCUGCCGCGAGGAUCGGAGCGAGGGCGUGCUCUGCCUGGCCCUGGUCCCCUCCUUGAGCGGCGCGGGGCGCCUGGUCACGGGCGCCGCCGACAACAGCGCGCGCGUUUUUGACGCCGGCAGCGGGCAGACCCUGGCGGCGCACUCUCGGCACACCAGCUGGGUGGUGGCCGUGGCCGUCCUCCCUGACCAGGACCUGGCCGUCUCCGCCUCCAACGACACGACUGCCAGGAUCUGGAGGCUGAGCAGCGGGGAUACGGUACACGUGCUGGCGGGGCACACGGGGCGUAUCAACGCGCUCCGCCUGGCGGAGGGCGGCGGCCGCGUGCUCACCGCGUCCGAGGAUGGCACCGCUGCGGCGUGGGACGUGGCCUCCGGCGCGCGCCUGGCGGUGUACGGCGGGCAUUCGGCCUGGGUGGGCGACGUGGCGCCCGGCGGACGAGCGGGCCUGGUUGCCACCGCCUCGGGCGACGGCACGGCGGUGGUGCACUCGGCGGCCGGCAGCGUGCUGCGCACGCUGCGCGGCCACUCCGGCGCGGUGCAUGCCGCGGCGCUGACGCGGUGCGGGCGCUGCGUGGUCACCGCCAGCGAGGACGGCAGCGUGCGCGUGUGGGACCUGGCCGCGGCCGACGAGCCGCGCGCGCACGCGCAUGCGACGCGCGUCUGGGACGCGCGGACGGGCGGCGCAGGGGCUGCGCUGCCGAGCUGGCAUGCCGCACCGGUGCGUUGGGCGGCCUUCGUGCGCGCCGGCGCGGCGCUGGUCACCGCCUCGCCCGACCGCGGCGUGGGCGUCUGGGACGCGGCCACCGGCGCGCGCCUGGGCGGGCUGGAGCCGGGCCAGGGCAGCCGCCUCAAGUCCUUUGCUGUGGAUGCCGAGGCGCGGCGCGCGGUGACCUGCCUAUGGGACAGCACCGUCGUGGUGUGGGACCUGGAGCGCGCCCAACCCCUGCACACCCUGCAGCGCUGGGGAGGCCCCAGCCAGGACCUGCAGGGACACACCGCAGCCGUGAACGAGGUGCUGAUAACCCCCGACGGCGCACGCGCGCUAAGUCUGAGCAAGGACGGCACCGCGCGCGUGUGGGACACCUCUUCCGGCGCCUGCCUGCGCGUGCUGACGGGGCAUGCCGACAGCCUGAAGGGCGGCGUGCUGGCCUGCCCGCCCUCGGGGCCUGCCCCCGGCGCCGGGCAGGCCACGCUCCUGCUCACGCACGGCCUGGACUGCUCGCUGCGCCUGUGGGACGUGGACUCCGGCGCGCUGCUGCGCCUCUGGCAGCCGGAGCGCGAGGUGGUGGCCCUCGCCCAGCCCCGCCGCGGCGUGCUGGCCGCAGCGCUGGAGGGCGGCGGCGUGUGGACGGCGGCGGCGGCCCCUGCCGGGCCCAGCGCCUGGGAGCGGCGCUGGGACGCGUGUGGCGAGGUGGGCGACCUGGCGCUGUCGGGCGACGGCACCAAGCUGGCCGCGGCGGGGCCAAACGGCGUGCUGCGCCUCUGGGACGUGCGGAGCGCGACCCUGGCGGGCAUCUUCGUCGGCGACGCGGGGCUCACCUGCUGCCAGUUUGAUAGCGAGACGGGGGUUGUGCUCGUGGGCUCCGACCACGGCGCCGUGCACUUCCUGGCUGGCGCCUGA
Auxenochlorella protothecoides is the source of this 2628-nucleotide messenger RNA. Its product is annotated as putative WD repeat-containing protein. The record is from RefSeq and is a predicted model, not a curated record. Lineage: Eukaryota; Viridiplantae; Chlorophyta; Trebouxiophyceae; Chlorellales; Chlorellaceae. Bases 1 to 2628 code for a protein of 875 amino acids. The transcript is spliced from 7 exons. Gene Ontology annotation, molecular function: protein binding.